Messenger RNA from Necator americanus (New World hookworm), 273 nucleotides. RefSeq lists its product as uncharacterized. NCBI's taxonomy places the organism in Eukaryota, Metazoa, Nematoda, Chromadorea, Rhabditida, Ancylostomatidae. The coding region runs from base 1 to 273 and encodes 90 amino acids. The transcript has a single exon. The record is from RefSeq and is a predicted model, not a curated record.
AUGGUGCCAAGAGUGUGGUUGAGGACCGCGGCGAAGGGUGUCGUCGUCGUCAGCGGCGGUGUCGGAGGUCUCGGAAACUGGUUAGGCCGCACGGACCUCACGCAUUCGCAAUUAUGGCACAAACAUCACUUCCGCCUCUUCAGCACAAACAAAUCACAUCAAGAGAAACGCAGCAGUGAAGACGAGCCGUGGACGGUUGCGGUGGAAAUGAGUGGCAAGAGCAGGACAUUUUGCUCGAUGCUGUCCGCUCCUCAUCUUGCCGUGGGUGCAUAA